This is a messenger RNA of Wyeomyia smithii (pitcher-plant mosquito), 3157 nucleotides long. Its product is annotated as ATP-binding cassette sub-family G member 1. The transcript is spliced from 12 exons. Gene Ontology annotation, molecular function: ATP hydrolysis activity; ABC-type transporter activity; ATP binding. Gene Ontology annotation, cellular component: plasma membrane. NCBI's taxonomy places the organism in Eukaryota, Metazoa, Arthropoda, Insecta, Diptera, Culicidae. Bases 910 to 2727 code for a protein of 605 amino acids. The record is from RefSeq and is a predicted model, not a curated record.
AUUCAUUACAGGGUGUCAUUCAAAGUGGCUACGGCGGGCUUGAGCGCGGGGAAAGUUCUCUCCCAGAAGAUCUGGUUAGAAGUUGUUUGCCAUUAGUGCGGCGUCGACGGUCGAUUUAUUCGCUGAUCGUUCGUCCGGUUUGUGUGUGAUGCUGAGGGGGUGUCGAAAACCGCUCGGCAAGGAAGAUUCUGAGCGCCUUCGCUGUACUCGCGCAGUUUAGUUCUAGUGCGUACGCCACCCCGUCUGGACGUGCCGUCUUCGGAGUAGUGCCUUGGCUUAGUACGAGUGUAACAAGUUCUCUCUUGUACAAAAGCAGCGUUGUGUAAUAAAGAACUGUUUAGUUUACUGGACUGGUAUUAUAUAGAAAUUGGAAAUUGCUCGUUUUGGCUGUACCUUAAGUGACAGUUCGUGGCAAGGAUCGCACCAACCGCGCUCAGUUCUAAUUGAAUCAAUUUGUUUUCGGUGCUUUUGCCGCGAGCUCUCGUGUAAUCAAGCGCCGGUUAUGUCUGCUAUGCAAAUCGGCCGGCCGUUGCAAUUGUUUCUCAACGAUAAUCAGCAACAAAAACGUCUCUGACUGAAAUCAGCGCUUAUUAGCAGUAGACUGUUAACUGUAAACUUGUGUUAGGAAUCACGUUGCCGGCGGUGUGCUGCCAUUAUUAGGAUGGACUUUUGCUGAUAACGAGUAUCUAAUGAAGCUUCAAUCGUAACAUCGGGAUUAGGAAUAACGUAUUGUUAUUUAUCUUCUGUAAAUUAGCUGUCUCACUGGUGAGAUUAAGGAUUGUAGAAGUUAUAACUGACAGUAGAGUGGAAAUAACACGUGUCAUCCAACGAGGAGUUACGCGUUUUCGCGGCUAAUUUUGUUGUGUACAUCAGUCCGUUUAGGUUCAACGGAUAUUUUAUUUCAAAAAAAUGGAUAUCACUUUCGACAACAUUACCUACACCGUCUCGGUGGGGAAAAAAGGUAAAAAAUCCGUCUUGAAUGGCGUUUCGGGAAAGUUCAACUCUGGUGAGCUGACAGCGAUUAUGGGACCAUCCGGAGCCGGUAAAUCUUCGCUGUUGAAUAUUCUCACCGGAUACACAAAAACGGGCGUCAAAGGCUCCCUCCACAUUGGCACCGCCGUCGGAAGCAAUAAAUUGUGCAGCUAUAUCCUGCAGGAAGAUAAUCUGCAUCCGUUCUUCACUGUCCAGGAGAUAAUGACGAUGGCAUGUGAUUUGAAAAUAUCAUCACGAUGCUUGAAGCACAACGAUAAACAACGAUUGAUUGACAACAUUCUGGACACUUUGCAUCUCAAGUUUACCAAGCAGACUCGAUGCGGUAAUCUCUCCGGUGGACAGAAGAAGCGUCUAUCAAUCGCGUUGGAGCUUAUCGAUAAUCCACCGGUUCUCUUCCUGGACGAGCCAACGACAGGCCUGGACAGCUCGUCCUCGCUGUAUACAAUUAAGCUGCUGCAGGGAUUGGCCCGGGAAGGGCGCACAAUCGUAUGCACCAUCCAUCAACCAUCUGCCACGGUGUACGAGAUGUUCGAUCAUGUUUACGUCCUCGCCGAAGGGCACUGCGUCUAUCAAGGGUCGGCACUUAACACCGUACCGUAUCUGCGCUCCGUUGGAUUGCAGUGUCCACAGUAUCACAACGCCGCCGAUUACCUGCUAGAGGUAGCGAAUAAAGAGUAUGGCAAUUUCGUUAACGCCCUCUCGAAAGCGGCCGUCGAGUGCCACUGGCGUAAACCGGAACCGUGCAUCGUUCCGGCAACUCCACCUCCGCACUAUCUGGCAUAUGACAGCAAUCAUAACGGGGCGAAUGCCGUCGUAUACAACAGCACCGUCAUCGUCAGCGCGGACGACGCGAAUGAUGACAGCAAACAGCUUCCCCCGUACCGGAUACGUAAGCCGAACGAGUUCACCAAAUUGUUGAUCCUGAUGCGGCGAUGCAACGUGCAGCUCUACCGGGAUUGGACUGUAACCCACCUGAAACUUUUCUUCCACGUCGUGUGUGCCAUCGUAGUCGGUUUACUGUUCGGUGAUUCCGGAAUCAAUGGCACCAAAAGUGUCUCGAAUGUCGCCUCUUUUCUGGUGCACAUACUAUAUCUGUGGUAUACAACACUAAUGCCAGGAGUGCUUAAAUUUCCGUCCGAAAUGAAGAUUCUACGAAAAGAAUCGUUUAACAAUUGGUACAAAAUAAGAACUUAUUUUAUAGCGACUAUGCUGACUAGUUUACCAGUUCAGAUUUUCUUCUCCAUCGUCUACAGUACGAUAGUUUUCACGCUAACAUCGCAGCCUUUAGAAUCCGAUCGUUUCCUGAUGUUCCUGGCCGUAUUGGUGCUAACCACAAUCGUCGCCGACGGAUACGGCAUCUUCCUCGGAACGUUCCUUAAUCAAAUUAAUGGAACCUUCAUCGGGGCUAUCACGACCUGCUACUUGCUGGUGUUUUGCGGUUUUCUCAUCCUGUUCAGCCACAUGUCGGAGCUGAUGAAAGCUUUAAGCUAUUCGUCAACAUUGCGGUACGGGCUGGAAGGUCUUGUGCUGGCCAUGUACGAUAACGGCCGCUCCAAUUUGGUGUGCCCGGAAGAGGAAUUGUAUUGUCACUAUGUCAAGCCGUCUACCAUUUUGAAGGACCUCGGAAUGGUACCGGAGAAUUACUUGUUCAACGUCGCGAUGCUGGCGGUUCAAUUUAUCGUCAUCAAAGUGGCCGGUUUCUGGUCACUGAAACGGAAGCUAAAGAGCGGUUAGUUACAGGACGGGCUGGUCUGCUGGUCGCUUGGACUAUUGAUAGCCCCAGCAAAGGUUUCUUGCCAAAUAAUUCAACUUGCCACAAACACAAUAGGGAUGUAGAUUUAUGACAGAUAUUUAGUGGAUAGUGUAAGUGAGGGCUUUGGUGCAACAUUUGACACUUCGUGUGUGAAGUCUUUACGAACGGAAAUUAUUUUUUUUUGCUUGAAAAAGCCUCUGAAGAUUGACUAAUAUUUGUAAGUAUUUGAAACGAAUUUAGGGCAGCAUGAAAUUAACAGUACAAGUCGUGAAUAACAGAAACAAGUGCACUUACUUAUUUAUAGUAAAUUAUGACUAGAUAUAAACUGAGAAUGUGAUAAUUGCAGUUGAUUGUACUUCAAGUAUAAACUUACACAAGUUAAAUAUAUACACGAAAUUUAUACAUAAAGGA